AUGACAAUUUUAUCAGUAUUCCUGUUAACUGUAAGUUUUGAUCCCGAAAUUACAUAAUUUCAAAUAUUUUGUUUCAGAUUUGUAUUUUUCAAAUCUCUUCAUUAAUAUUUUGUAUCAAGAAAAAGCGACGGGUUGUAGAUGUAUUAAGUUCGUAUAAAGACAAAUCGGAAGUUGAAGUCAAAAAAGAAAAAGAUUCAAAAACAAAAACGAAUUCGGCUUCGGCUUCGGCUUCGACCGCUCCAAAAUCAUUUGAGAAAACUCAAACCAACACAGAGAAAAAGACGAGCGAAAAAGAAAAAAAUAAAUCAGUGGAGGAUGAUACUUUGGAUACGAUUGAAAGUCUGAAAACUGAUAAGGAUGAGAAAACAAGAAUAUAA
Caenorhabditis angaria is the source of this 377-nucleotide messenger RNA. The record is from the annotation of a GenBank genome assembly. Lineage: Eukaryota; Metazoa; Nematoda; Chromadorea; Rhabditida; Rhabditidae.